Molecule: messenger RNA, 2491 nt
Organism: Capra hircus (goat)
Lineage: Eukaryota; Metazoa; Chordata; Mammalia; Artiodactyla; Bovidae
Gene: IQCC
Product: IQ motif containing C
Exons: 4
Coding region: 630-2171 (513 amino acids)
Molecular function (GO): protein binding
Source: RefSeq, a predicted model, not a curated record
AGGUCCCGCUCGGGCGGUUAGAUUCCCCGGAGCUGCUCGGGGUGUGUGGGAACAGCACCGGCUCGCCGGGUCUUGGCUGGAGCCCAGAGGAGGCCACGGAGACGGCGGGGCGGGGCCUGAGCCCGUCGGCCCGCGGCGCAGGCCGGUGACGCGCUGCGCAGGCGCCGGGCGGGUCAGUUUGCGCCCGGAUGGAGCGGGAGCGGUUAGUUCGGAAGGUGACGGCGCUGCAGGUGCGGGGCGGGAGGCUUGCCUGUGAUUCCCCGCUACGGGUUCUCGGACUGGGUGGGACCUAUGGACCAAAUGAGGCUCUCACGUCUAGUAACCUGCCCGCGUGCCCACGUCCGAAGCUACCGACCCACCCCACGGGCCUGAAAAAUGUGGGGACCCCACGGAUUCUCGGAGAAGGCGAUGGCACCCCACUCCAGUACACUUGCCUGGAAAAUCCCAUGGACGGAGGAGCCUGGUAGGCUGCAGUCCAUGGGGUUGCUAAGAGUCGGACACGACUGAAGCGACUUAGCAGCAGCACGGAUCCUCCCGCGUCCCCCCACCCCCACCCCCAACUGCCACCACAAGCUCUUACGCGAUCAGGGAAAAGGUGGGAAGGGCCUUCAGUCGAAGAAUUGUGCUGGAUGCAGCCCAGCACACUCCCUCGAACCCCCAGAGCCCCAACGCACAGCGUCACCUGUCCUUUCCCCGGGGCCGGGUCCCCUCUUGCAGUCACGCCGAUGACCUCUCCAGGAGCGUUCCCCAAGAUAUCCCCAUGUUGCAGUGAUAAGGGUUUUCUCUCCCCUCGUUCUCCACACCAGGCCUGCAUCCGGGGCUUCUUGGUCCGACGCCAGUUCCAGAGUCUUCGAGGUGAAUAUGAAGCUAUUGUACAAGAGAUCGACGGUGAUCUGGGCACGCUUCAGUGGACUGAGGGCUGGAUUCCCAGGCCCCGAUUUCUCCCAAAGGAGGCAAAAUUCUGUCAGACCUGGAAAGCCGCUAGAGAGAGGGCACCAAAUCCAGAGCAGGAGCUAUGGAGUCACUUCGCACAUAAAGAGACUGAGAGAGAGACCAUCCAGGAGGAUAUGCUACUGAAGAAGUCAGGAGAGAGCUUCACAAACGCCAGCAGUCUUCCCUGCAGAGAUGCCAGUGCCUGGCUUCGGGAUGAGCAGAGCAGGAGGACCAGGAAACCAAGCCAAGAGACCAGAGACGCGUCAAGGAUGAAACACCCAGAAGCUGCAGGUCCAGGACUGUCCCACAGCCAGACUGAGCUCCAGGAGCUCCAGAACCACCGCAGCCACUUGGCCAUGGAGCUGCUGUGGCUACAGCAGGCCAUCAAUAGCCGUAAGGAGUACCUAGUUCUCAAACAAACACUGAGAUCCCCAGAAGUGAACCAGAACAGACAUGAGCCCAACUUGUGCCAAGAUCAUGGGGGACAGAGCUGUGAAAAAGCUAGAUCACAACCAGGCCCACCGCUGGAAGACCAGCCCUACAGAGGCAGGACCCUUGGAGAGCCAGGCCAUGUGGAUGCCUCCUACUGGAGGCUCAGAUCACAACCCCACAAAUUCCCAGAAAGACUGGCCACUCCAGAUAAAACAACUGCUGGGGCCAAGUACAGGGACCCAUCCUACAGAUGGCCUGGGCCACAGCUGCCCACACCAUCGGAAUACCAGGCCACAGGGAAGAGGCUCACCAAAGAGCAGGACUGUGGAGAAGAGAUCUCUGGAGAGACCUGCCUGCAGCUGACAACACUUCUAGAGGAUGAAAGCCACAAAGAGCUCAAAUCUAAGGGCUCCUGUCCUGGAAAGGCCAGGACACAGCUGCCCACACUCCAUGAAGACCCAAACAUUGAAGACAGCUCUCCCAGGGGGCCAUGCCAGAAAGAGCCUGAUUGGCAAAGAGCUGUGCCACGAGAGUUGGGCGUCUCAGAGGACCAUGUCACCUGGGAUGGGUCUUUGGCAGAGCAUGGUGGCCUGGAUCUCUGGAAAAAUAAACCACCCAAGGGCCAGACCCCCAGUGAUAAAAGCUCCAUAGAUAGAACCUCCAGUGAAUCUAGCGAUGAAGGAUGGCAAAACCAGAGGACUGUACCAUGUAGGUCAAGGCCCCCUGAGAAACUGUCCACAGGGUCAGACCACACAGGAGAGGAUCACUGGAGGGGCAGACAGUGGGAAACAGGACCAGCAGGCUAGACCCUGGGGAACCAGGGAGGACCGGGUUCCAAAGGGCGAUGCUAUGAAAGGGCAGUGAGGGAGACAGGACCUCAUCCUAGCUCCCUGGUUCCAGUUGUACCUCCUGCCCCUGCCCCUGGGUAUUGGUGGCUAGUGAGGCCAAGAGAAGCUGGAGCACAGAGCUGGCACCAGUAGAGGGAGAAGGUAGGAGGCUACUUUCAUCCUCUGCCUGUGGUUCAACCCACAUUUGGGGAUAGGGAGCAACCUGGGGCAAGUCAAGUUGGAGAAUAAAGGUUGAGAAUAAAUAAAGAUGGAGAAUAAAGGUUUUCAUUAGAUUCUGA